AUGUCCGGCGGGACUGCCAUGGAUACGAUGUCGUCUGCACCACACAUGAAUGAAGAUAACGCUAUACGUUAUCUCACCAGCUUCGUGAAAUCGCCGGUGAAUGAUGAGGCAGAUAUCAAGAAGAAGGAAGAAUCGAUUAUGAAGCUGGGUAAUAUGCUGGCAAAAAAUAAACGUACUCAAGAGUUGCGCAAAAUGAUCGAAAAUACUCGUCCUUUUCUAGUAUCAUUAGGAAAGGCGAAAGCGGCCAAACUUGUUCGAAAUUUGGUGGAUCUCUGUCUAAUGAUUGACAAUCAAGAUGGAGAUAUCAAGGUUGACUUGUGCAAGGAAUGCAUACAGUGGGCAACCGAACAAAAUCGAACGUUCUUGCGACAGACAUUGCAGGCUCGUCUUGUCCGUCUUUAUAACGAUCUUCGCAGAUUCACUCAAGCACAGCAGUUAGCAAAUCAAUUGGUUCGCGAACUAAAGAAAGUCGAUGACAAAGAUGUGAUUGUUGAGGUGCAACUGGAAGAAAGCAAAGCUUGCUACCAUUUAGGAAAUCUGUCAAAGGCCAGAGCUGCUCUGACAUCAGCAAGGACAACAGCAAAUUCAAUUUACAUGCCUCCUCGCAUGCAAGCUGCGCUUGAUAUGCAAUCUGGGAUUUUGCACGCUGCAAGCGAACGCGAUUUUAAAACAGCUUUUUCAUAUUUUUAUGAAGCUUUCGAAGGAUACGAUACCGUUAACGAUAAGCAAGACGCUAUACGAGCCCUUAAAUAUAUGCUUCUGAGCAAGAUAAUGCUUGAUUCGCCUGAGGAAGUGUCAACAAUUUUAUCGGCGAAGCUAGCACUAAAAUAUAGUGGAUCGGAUUUGGAUGCUAUGCGUGCAGUUGCAGAUGCUGCCAAAAAACGGUCAUUGGCUGACUUUAAUGCCGCAUUUGGAAGUUUUCGUGACGAGCUUCAGUGCGAUGCUGUUGUGAAGAAGCACUUCAAUUCUUUAAGUGAUAGUAUGCUCGAAAAAGAUUUGUGUCGUAUAAUUGAACCGUACUCCUAUGUCCAGCUUGAACACAUUGCUUCAAAAAUUGGGCUUACUAGGGAUAAAGUGGAGAAAAAAUUGUCACAAAUGAUACUGGAUAGGAAGUUCUCAGGAAGCUUACGUCAAGGGGAAGGGAUGCUGAUUGUGUAUGAUCUUGCUCCUAUGGACAAAACAUACGAAGCAGCAGUGGAAGCCAUUCAUGCUAUGAGUGAGGUCGUUGAUGCAUUAUACCAACGGGUGAAGAAAUUAAGAUGA
Cercopithifilaria johnstoni is the source of this 1263-nucleotide messenger RNA. The record is from the annotation of a GenBank genome assembly. Lineage: Eukaryota; Metazoa; Nematoda; Chromadorea; Rhabditida; Onchocercidae.